CACGUGACGGCCGCUAUAAGAGCGGCGGGCUGCGGACUCCCGCCCUCCCCGCUAGCCGCGGUCCUUUCCCGGCACCCGGCUGCUCCGACCCACCCGGCCCUCCGCACUAUGACAGAUCAGGCCUUUGUGACGCUGACUACAAACGAUGCCUAUGCCAAAGGGGCCCUUGUCCUGGGCUCAUCUUUGAAACAGCAAAGAACUACCAGGAGGAUGGUUGUACUCAUCACCCCACAGGUCUCAGAAUCCAUGAGAAAAAUUUUAGAGACUAUCUUUGAUGAAGUCAUCAUGGUAGAUGUCUUGGACAGUGGUGAUUCUGCUCAUCUAACUUUAAUGAAGAGGCCUGAAUUGGGCAUCACACUGACAAAACUUCACUGCUGGUCACUUACUCAGUAUUCCAAAUGUGUGUUCAUGGAUGCAGAUACUUUGGUCCUCUCAAAUAUUGAUGAUCUUUUUGAAAGAGAAGAAUUGUCAGCAGCACCAGAUCCAGGGUGGCCUGACUGCUUCAAUUCUGGAGUCUUUGUCUAUCAACCCUCAAUUGAAACAUACAACCAGCUGUUGCGCCUUGCUUCUGAGCAAGGUAGUUUUGAUGGUGGGGACCAGGGCCUACUGAAUUCAUACUUUAGUGACUGGGCAACGACAGAUAUCAGGAAACACCUGCCAUUUGUGUAUAACCUGAGCAGCAUUUCAAUAUACUCCUACCUCCCGGCAUUUAAAGUGUUUGGUGCAAAUGCCAAAGUUGUGCACUUCCUCGGACAAAUCAAGCCAUGGAAUUACACUUACAGUUCCCAAACAAAAAGUGUCAAAUAUGAAUCUCAAGACCCAAGUGUGAGUCACCCAGAGUUUCUAAACCUGUGGUGGGACAUCUUCACCACCAGUGUUUUACCUCUGCUCCAACACUAUGGCCUUGUCAAAGAUGCCUCUUCCUAUCUAACGAUGCUUUCAGACUUGGUCUAUACACUGGCUUUCUCUUGUGGCUUCUGUAGAAAGGAGCAUGUCUCAAGAGCUUUGUCACACCUGUCCAUUGGGGAAACUCCAGCUACAACACAGCCUUCUAUGUCCUCAGAAGAAAGGAAGGAACGGUGGGAACAGGGCCAGGCUGAUUACAUGGGAGCAGAUUCUUUUGAUAACAUCAAGAGAAAACUUGACACUUACCUACAGUAGAAGCACUGCCAUUUCCCUGUGGACACAUCCACGUCUUAGGCACAUUUCUGAUACUUAGUAUGUGAAGCUGGUUGAAAAGUCUGUUAUAGUUGUUAGAGGCUUUCAACAAACCUCCUCAGAUGAAGGUGGGCAGGAUAAAAGGUGACAACUGGUCAGACAUUAUAAAGUACAUGGAUAAGUGCUGUUUAAUCCUAGACUUUUUCAGGAAUUCUUUAAUUCUUCAGUUGCCCACAUGUAUGGUAAAGGAAAGCCAGCAUUAAGCUAUUACAAUGGUUCUCCAAGAGGUGCAGAACUUGACUGUCCAUCUAUCUCACUUCAAACAAGAUAUGACACUGUCCCAUAUUUGCUUGUUGUUCCCUUCAUUAGACCUGCAGUUUAGAGUUGCCCAAAGCCUGCCAGAGAGCUAAUUCUAUUUCCAGGCUAAAGCAGCCUUUAUUAACACUGUGGAGUGAUUCAUAAGCCUACCAGCUACUGUUAGUUCACCAGUUUUCUAUGCACCCUGAAGGCAGCAUGCAGGCUCACCUUUUUUCCAGUUCUGUCUACUUGAAAAUUACAGUGUGCUCUCUGAUGGUUACCUAUGGUGGCAUUAUAUAAAAUAAAUAAAGACUUAUUGACAUAUCUUGGUUGUUUAAGUACUUCUCUACCUCACCCUUGGAAAAAAUCAUUCAGUAAUUUUUCAAAAUAUGUGCAAUUGCUCAGUUUGAAAACUACAAACCUUCACACUGGUAUAUGCUUUAAAAAUUAUCUAAGACAUUUAAAUCUAUUUUCCAGUGAUGGUAACAGAUAUUAUAUAUUAUAAUAUUAUAAUUAUAAAUAUAAUUAUAAAUAUAAUUAUAUCCUUGGUGAGUAUUCAGAGAGCUUGACUCUUAAAACCUUAAAAUUAUGAGGCCAUAUCAGUAAUUUUACUCUGUAAUCUUUCAGAAUUAUCUGACUCAGUCGUGGACCCAGUGAUCUCUAGCGUUUUAUAAAGAAAAACAAUAAAAAUAUGUUUGUUAGACUUCUGGGUGCCUGAAUCUAUGCAUUCAUUCAGUCACCCUAGAGCAAUGACCCACAGCACCAAUAGAGUGUAGGCUGCAAUGAGUGGCAAGCUGUGAAGCAUGGGGCCGAAAAUAAUCUUUUAUAACCAAAACAAGGUAUCACAUAUAUUUAAGCUGAAGAAAAUAAGAGAACAUGAAAGGGAAAAACAAGAUUUGAUGGUCCUUAUCUUCUUUUCUGUAAUAUCUUGUAGAUAUCAGUCAUUCAUACUCUGUGUGGCUGAAUGAAUAUACAAGGGUUUGGAUACCUUAAGACAAGAAUGACUAGGAAGCAACUCAGAGGCUAUAACAAGAAAUCCUUAACUUACUUAUUUAAAUUAUAAUAGUGAUAAAAUAUCUGAGACACUUGGACUGGUAGAUGAGUUGCUAUGAUCUUCUAGUAAAAGAAACAUUUACCAAAGGACUGAAAUGACUGCCACUCGUCGGAUCAUAUAAUGGAAUCACAAACCUCUUCAAGGUAAUUUGGCUAAGUCAUAUGCAUCUCUUCCUUUUUGGCUUCUGAGUCUGCUAGAAAUAAACAGAAGACCACCUCUAUUUUUGUGGCCAAGCAAUAUGUAAUCCAAAUAAAGUGUAUAGGAAAAAAUAUGACUGGAAAUAUUUUUUAAUUUAGAAAAGAUUUAUAAACAUCAAAUUCUGUGAAAUCAAGCACUGAAUUGUUGGUCGUUCUUUAUUAUUAUUUUUAUUUUUGUUUUGUUUUGAGGACAGGGUUUUUCUGUAGCUUUGAAGCCUGUCCUAGAACUCACUCUGUAGACCAGGCUAGCCUGAAACUCACAA
This is a messenger RNA of Chionomys nivalis (European snow vole), 2969 nucleotides long. RefSeq names its product glycogenin 1 (gene Gyg1). The record is from RefSeq and is a predicted model, not a curated record. The transcript has 8 exons. Bases 109 to 1161 code for a protein of 350 amino acids. Gene Ontology annotation, molecular function: glycosyltransferase activity. Gene Ontology annotation, cellular component: cytoplasm. Lineage: Eukaryota; Metazoa; Chordata; Mammalia; Rodentia; Cricetidae.